Folsomia candida is the source of this 1356-nucleotide messenger RNA. RefSeq lists its product as uncharacterized. The record is from RefSeq and is a predicted model, not a curated record. The transcript has 3 exons. Lineage: Eukaryota; Metazoa; Arthropoda; Collembola; Entomobryomorpha; Isotomidae. Bases 587 to 1168 code for a protein of 193 amino acids.
AACGUUCUAUUGAGACUUUUUCACCAGUCUGGAUCAUUCCAAACGUUCAGUACAAUUCUAUUCAUCCAGCCAGCCACGAGCCAAUUACGAGCUAAUUUUACCCUUAUGUGGAGCUGUUCUAUUUCUGAUGUAUUCCAAACCCUUAGAAAAAUACAGGUUGGAGACCAAGAGGAUUACUCUGAUGGCGUCGUGUCGAAUUAAUGAAUUUACUUUGUAUGCGGAGGAGGACAAAUGCCAGCAGGAUUACUGUCUCCUCGUGUCAUUUCCUGCUUUCACCGGAUCUCCACAUACCUCUCCGUUUGAUCAUAAUGUGAAGAAGAACUGGACAAAACCGGUCCACAGAAUUUUAUUGCAUACAGCAUUUUCUCAUUCUCGGUAUUACCCGGAUUUAUACCUUCGUGACGGAGAAUGCUUCCACUUUCUCCAUAAAACCCGGGUAUUUAACAGAUAUACUGGUGGGUGGAUGGAUGGAUGUUCAGCACUUUCUCUGUGUUUACUUCUACCUCUCUGCUCAAUUAAAUGACGACGUGCUUCAGUUCGCGUUCUACUUUCGCACACGACGGAGAAAGUUAGCAUAGAAAAAAACAUGAGAGACUAUUACUUAAUAUUUCUCGUCUUAUUUUCGACAUCGUCAUUUGUCAAUUCGCAAAAAUUUUCUAAAAGUCUAAAUUCGUCAGAGGGCAUUGCUCCCGAUUUCAUAGUCAAACCAUCGUUCCAAAGUCAUAACAAGUUUACCAUCCAAUCUGUCAUUGCACAGAGAGAUAGAGAAAAAUGGGAACAUCCGCAAUGGUGGAGAGCUUACUUUGCCGAACUUCUGGCAGCAUUACUACUCGUCGUGGCAGCAGUGAUAUUUUUCAUCUGGUGGUGCUACACGGAGAAAAAGUAUGGUCCAAUCUCCAUCCCGGUGGACGAGGAGGGUCGACCUUACCUAUAUUCACGGCACGGACGCAUCCGGUCUGCUUCGACCACGGCUUUACCUGAAAUGGUGAUCCAUCACCCGAAUCGAAGAGCGUCCACUUCGACUGGUUUUCCCAAGUGCUCGAAACCUGCCUGCGUUUGUGCCGUACCUCAAAAAAGUGAAGUGGGGCGAGGAAACAAAUGGCGACAGUGGAGAAAUACUAUUAAAAAUGAAGACACGGAAGUUUACGGUCCGGCCAACAAAGUUUAAGCAGCAGCUUUAAUAAGUUUGCAAAUUAUGGGAGAAUAUAAAAUUAUGUUGCAAUGUUUUAUGAGCAUAAGCUUGUGAAAUAUGUAAUUGGAGACUGAAUAAGUUUAAUUAUGCCAAUUUAUUGAAAUUAUCUUACGGAUUUGAAAAUUUUGGCUGAAUAAAAGCUUUACAAAGUUAUGGACAAAAAA